Messenger RNA from Clonostachys byssicola, 3228 nucleotides. The record is from the annotation of a GenBank genome assembly. NCBI's taxonomy places the organism in Eukaryota, Fungi, Ascomycota, Sordariomycetes, Hypocreales, Bionectriaceae.
AUGACUGCUACCGAUGAGAUCCCUGAGCCUCGAGCCUACCCAUUUGUUGGCCAUGUCUUCCAAAUUAGCCCGACAUUCCAGCUGGGCUCCUUUCUGGAUAUUGCUGAUCAAUGCGGAGAGAUUUAUCGACUACGUUUUCCAGGAAUUCAGAUUGUCGUACUCUGCACGCAAGCCCUGAUCAAUGAAGCAUGUGACGAGAAGCGAUUCAAGAAGUGUAUCGCUCCGCCUUUAGAGUCCAUUCGGUUAGGUGUACAUAACGGUCUCUUUACUGCCCGAGAUGGAGAAGAACCCUGGGGUAUCGCACAUAGGGUUCUCAUACCGAACUUUGGACCCCUCAAGAUUCGUGGCAUGUACGAUGAGAUGUACGAUGUUGCAAAGCAGCUCACGUUGAAAUGGGCCCGUGCUGGACCUAGAGAAUGGGUCAAGCCCACCCAAGACUUCACUCGCCUAACACUUGAUACUAUUGCCUUGUGCUCCAUGGGGUUCCGCUUCAACAGCUUCUACUCACAGGAGAUGCAUCCAUUUAUCCAGGCUAUGGCUGACUUCCUUUACGAGUGCGGCGAAAUAGACACAAGAUUUUUACCAAACUUCUUCUAUCGCAAACGCGACAAGACUCUGUCUAGGAACAUUGAUACGCUGCGUCGAACGGCACAAGAUGUACUGGACGCUCGUAAGAGUGGCCUAGAUGAUCGGGACAAUGACCUACUUACUGCCAUGCUCAAGGGCGUUGAUCCCCAAACCGGGAAGAAGAUGACAGACGGGAGCAUUCUGGACAACCUCAUUACGUUCCUUGUUGCCGGACAUGAAACCACGUCAGGGAUGCUCUCUUACGCGUUUUAUCAAAUUCUGCACAACCCAAAAACAUUUCAAAAGGCACAGCAGGAGGUUGAUACAGUUUGUGGCAAGGGCCGGAUUACUAUUGAUCACCUUUCAAAGCUGCCCUACAUCAACGCCGUCCUCCGUGAAACCCUGAGGCUAACCUCGACCAUUCCUGCCUUCUCUGUGGAGCCGAAGGAAGAUACAAUGAUAGCCGGCAAGUAUUUCGUCAAGAAGGGCCAGCCGAUUAUGAAUCUUGUCUUCAAGGCCCACCUAGACCCGGCUGUCUAUGGUGAUACGGUCAACGAAUUCAUCCCAGAGCGUAUGUUGGAUGACAGUUUCAACCGCCUCAAUCGGGAAUUUCCCAACUGCUGGAAGCCAUUUGGCAACGGCAAGCGGUCCUGCAUUGGGCGAGCUUUUGCUUGGCAGGAAGCCUUACUUAUCACAGCAAUGCUACUCCAGAAUUUCAACUUUGAGCUCCAGCCUGGGUAUGAGAUCUCGCACAAACAGACACUAACCAUUAAGCCAGACAAGUUGGCCAUGCGGGCAAUAUUGCGUGAUGGGCUUACCCCAGUGACGCUCGAGCAGCGACUCGGAGGCUCAGGCCCGAGAACUAGCGACUCUAAAGCCGCAAAGACAGGGCCGGCCGCGGGUGGGGGUAGGGGUAGACCCCUUACGAUCUUAUACGGAUCCAAUACCGGCACAUGCAAGUCGCUCGCUCAGCAGGCGGCUACCAACGCGCCUAGACAUGGAUUCCAUGUUGUCAAGCUUGACUCCCUUGACACUGGCAAGGAGUCCCUUUCGACUGAUCACCCCACAGUUAUCGUCACGGCGUCAUUCGAGGGAGAACCGCCCGACAAUGCAGAGCAGUUUGUUUCCUGGAUCCGGAGCCUAGACGUAGAAAAGAAGCCCCUGGACAAGGUCUCCUACGCCGUCUUUGGCUGCGGGCAUAGCGACUGGGUAAAUACUCACCAGCGUAUUCCAAAGCUCAUCGACAGUAGGUUAGUUGAUUUGGGGGCUGAAAGGCUUGUCGGCUUGGGCACAUCAGACGUCUCCACAGGAGCAACCUUUGGCGAAUUUGAAGCUUGGGAAGACGAUAUGCUCUGGCCAGCGCUCAAGGCUCGGUAUGGCGACAGCGAUCAAGGCAACACCACUUCCGCCCCUGAGCCGCAGGGAGUCAGCGCUACCGUAUCUCAUCCCCGAAACUCGACCCUUCAUCAGGAUGUCCGCCUCGCUACCGUGAUCAAAACCGAGACGCUCACAGCAUAUGAGGACGGCGAACUCAGUCUUAAGAAACAUGUCGAAGUUGAACUCCCUUCCGAACUAAAUUACGAGACGGGAGACUACUUAGCCGUUUUGCCCGUGAAUCCAGAAGAGACGGUGCGGCGGGCAAUGCGGGUGUUAGGUCUCUCGUGGGACGCUCAUCUCAACAUAACGUCGGAUGUGCCAGUGGCGCUUCCAAUGGAAGGGUCAGUUUCUGCCAAGGAUGUCUUGAGCUCUUAUGUAGAGCUGUCACAACCAGCUACGAAGAGAAACAUUAUGAAGCUCAUUCAGAUCACCAAUGACGAAAAGACCAUCCAAGGUCUGACUCGCCUUGCCAACGACUACUAUGUAGAGGAGACCAGUGCCAAGCGAGUAUCUGUACUCGAUCUCCUUGAGCGUUUCCAGUCCCUCUAUAUCCCCAUCGGGACCUUCCUUUCGAUGCUGCCUCCUAUGCGGGUCCGACAGUAUUCUAUCUCAUCCUCGCCGCUCUUCAAGCCCUCCCAUGCGACGCUAACCUUCUCAACUUUGCGCGAGCCUUCGCUCUCCAACGCUUCAAACCUUCACAUAGGCGUCGCUUCCUCGUAUCUCGCUAACUUGCAGCCCUUAGAUGUUAUCCAGGUCAUCGUUCGCCCUUCUCCGCCCGCAUUCGGCCUCCCAUCUGAUCCUGAAACCACAUCGCUCCUUCUUGUAGCAGCUGGUACGGGCAUUGCCCCAUUCCGCGCCUUCAUUCAGCAUCGUGCGCUCCAAUUAUCCUCAGGCAAGAAACUCGCCCCGGCCUAUCUCUACUUUGGAUGUCGGUCUCCAGACACGGACAAUCUAUAUCGAGACGAACUCGAUGAGUGGGAGCGCCUUGGUGCCGUACAAGUCCGACGUGUCUACUCUCGUUCCACUACUACACGUGAGAGUCAAGGCUGCAAAUACGUUCAGGACCGGCUGUGGGAGGAUCGCAAGGAGGUCUGGGACCUUUGGGAGAAGGGCGGUGCUAAGAUCUUUGUCUGUGGAUCCAAGGCUGUUGGAGAGGGGGUUCGGGACACGAUGAUACGGAUGAAGAGGGAAGCAAGCCAAGAGGAUGAGAUGGGGAAAUCAGAGUUGACAAAGUGGUUCCAUGCGCAGAGGAAUGUGCGAUAUGUUGAGGAAAUCUUUGACUGA